Messenger RNA from Zingiber officinale, 1613 nucleotides. RefSeq names its product probable cation transporter HKT6. The coding region runs from base 1 to 1533 and encodes 510 amino acids. Gene Ontology annotation, molecular function: monoatomic cation transmembrane transporter activity. The transcript has 3 exons. Gene Ontology annotation, cellular component: plasma membrane. NCBI's taxonomy places the organism in Eukaryota, Viridiplantae, Streptophyta, Magnoliopsida, Zingiberales, Zingiberaceae. Gene Ontology annotation, biological process: transmembrane transport; monoatomic cation transport. The record is from RefSeq and is a predicted model, not a curated record.
AUGCACUGCUUCCUCACAAAGAGGCUUAAUUACAGACCUUCCUCUGCCAUGGAACUUCUUUCUUGCUUGAGCAAGAAAGCUAACAAGAAACUUUCUUCCUUAAAAGCUUGUUCAUGGCGUUCGCUGUGCUUCCUCUUCGACUUCUUCCUCUUCCGCUGCGACCCCUUCUUUAUUCAGAUCUGCUACUUCCUUCUAACUUCCUCUUUCGGCUUCCUCGCGCUGAGGAUUCUCACGCCGAAUAGCAACGCUGAGCAGGGUCAUCCUAGGAACUUGGACCUCUUCUUCAUGUCGGUCUCCGCCGCCACCGUUUCGAGCAUGUCCACUGUGGAAAUGGAGUCCUUCUCCCCUGCCCAGCACUGGGUCCUCGUCGUCCUCAUGUUCAUCGGCGGCGAGGUCUUCACCUCCGUGCUAGGCCUGCACUUCACCAACCUCAAGCUAAAGCGCGAAAGCGAAUCAUCGUCAUCUAGUAAUUCUACUUCCAUUGGCAAAUCUCUCAAGUUCCUGGGCCAUGUCGUGUUCUUUUACAUCCUCUUCGUCAACCUGAGCGGCGUCUUCCUGACCUUGCUCUACUUCUCGCUCGUCGCUGACGCGAGGGCGGUGCUGCGGAUGAAGAAGAUUAAGGUCAUCCUUUUCUCCAUCUUUGUAACGGUUUCCUCCUUCACCAACUGCGGCUUCACUCCAAACAACGAGAACAUGGUGGCCUUCAAGAGCAACUCUGCUCUGCUCUUGAUACUGAUCCCUCAAAUCCUCGCGGGUAACACUCUGUUUCCUCUCUGCUUGAGGCUGGCGAUCUGGGUGAUGAAAAAGACGACGAAGAGGGAGGAGUUCAGGGACAUUAUCCGGCGACCGGAGGUCGCAGAAUAUUACAAGCACUUGUUCCCUCGCUCUCACUGCGCCUAUUUGGCGCUCACGGUGGCCGGGUUCGUGCUGGUGCAGCUUGUUCUGCUCUGCCAGCAGGAGUGGAGCUCGCCGGAGAUCUUCCACGGGAUGAAUGCGUUCCGGAAGUUGGUGGCCACUCUGUUUCAGUCGGUGAACUCCCGGCACGCCGGCGAGUCAGUGUUCGAUAUCUCCAAGCUGUCUCCGGCGAUCUUGGUUCUCUUUGUCGUCAUGAUGUACCUUCCUCCGUAUACUUAUUUCAUUCCAGAAGAAAGAGAUCCUCCUGCUUGGAACUCUUCCAACAACAGACGAAGAAAGUUGCUUCUGCGGAGCUUGCACCUCUCUCUGCUAUGUUUUCCGGUCAUCUUUGUCAUCUUCAUCAGCAUCACAGAGAGGAAAUCAUUUUCGAUAGAUCCUUUGAAUUUUAACAUCUUCAACGUCGUAUUGGAAGUCAUCAGUGCGCAUGGAAACGUAGGGUUCUCGAUGGGUUACAGUUGCGAUCGGUUGAUAAGAUCCGAUGGAAGGUGCGAGGAUGUAUCGUAUGGAUUUGCAGGGAGAUGGAGCGGCAAAGGGAAGAUGAUCCUGAUGGUGGCCAUGCUUUUGGGAAGGCUGAAGAAAUUUCAGAUCGAGGGAGGGAAAGCAUGGAAUUUUGGUUGAAAAAUAAUUUUGUCAAUUAUGAUUAAUGCCGUAAAUCAAAGAACACCAACUUUAUUGUAGCAAAAGCUAAUUAGUUUCAA